AUGGAGGUGCCAACAAAGUCUAGCAUCUUGGACCUGAGCUCCAGCACACAGUGCCCCAGAUCCCCAGAGGAAAGCCACGAGGCUUGGGCACAAUGCAAAGAUGCUGGCAGGCAGCUACCCGAAUACAAGGCAGUGGUCGUGGGUGCAAGUGGUGUUGGUAAAAGUGCUCUCACGAUCCAGAUGACCCACCACUGCUUCGUCAAAGACCAUGACCCCACUAUCCAGGAUUCCUACUGGAAAGAAGUAGCCCUGGACAACGGAGGCUACAUUCUAAAUGUGCUGGAUACAGCUGGACAGGAUAUUCACCGGGCCCUGCGUGACCAGUGCUUGGCAGCAGGUGACGGUGUGCUGGGCGUCUUUGCUCUUGAUGACCCCUCAUCUCUGGACCAGCUGCAGCAGAUAUGGUCCACCUGGAACCCUCACCACAAGCAGCCUCUGGUACUGGUGGGCAACAAGUGUGACCUGGUGACCACUGCUGGGGAUGCUCAUGCUGCCGCAGCAGUCUUCGCUCAUAAGUUGGGAGCCCCCUUAGUGAAGACCUCAGCCAAGACACGGCAAGGUGUCGAGGAAGCCUUUGCUCUGCUUGUCCAUGAGAUCCAGAGGGCCCAGGAGGCCGUGGCUGAGUCAAGCAAGAAGACCCGACACCACAAAGCUGUGUGUAGCUGUGGCUGCUCUGUAGCCUGA
Molecule: messenger RNA, 684 nt
Organism: Arvicanthis niloticus (Nile rat)
Lineage: Eukaryota; Metazoa; Chordata; Mammalia; Rodentia; Muridae
Gene: Eras
Product: ES cell expressed Ras
Biological process (GO): signal transduction
Cellular component (GO): membrane
Molecular function (GO): GTP binding; GTPase activity
Source: RefSeq, a predicted model, not a curated record